Messenger RNA from Cyphellophora attinorum, 1131 nucleotides. RefSeq names its product putative sugar phosphate/phosphate translocator. The transcript has 2 exons. NCBI's taxonomy places the organism in Eukaryota, Fungi, Ascomycota, Eurotiomycetes, Chaetothyriales, Cyphellophoraceae. Gene Ontology annotation, molecular function: antiporter activity. Gene Ontology annotation, cellular component: Golgi apparatus. The record is from RefSeq and is a predicted model, not a curated record. The coding region runs from base 1 to 1131 and encodes 376 amino acids.
AUGGCGCCGACGACGGAGGCGUCGCCAUAUCGCGACAGUAGUAUGGACACCGACGACAUCGAGCAAGCAGGCCUGCUCGCCUCAGACGCCGAAAAAGGCCAAGCCGAUAUAUCCGGAGCACAGCAACCUCAGCACCAUGAAGAUACGGUCUCGAUGGAUAAGAAAUUGUGGUACUUACUGGGCUAUUUCAUUUGCAACAUCGGCUUGACGUUAUACAACAAAGCCAUUCUGGGAUCUUUCAAUUUCCCAUGGCUCCUCACCGCCCUGCACGCCGGCUGCUCCUCAAUAGGCUGCAGCGUAAUGCUCCAACUCGGCCACUUCCACUCCUCGAAACUCACCCGCCGCGACAACCUCGCCCUGAUCGCCUUCUCGCUCCUCUUCACCAUCAACAUCGCCAUCUCAAACGUCUCCCUCGCCAUGGUCUCCGUCCCCUUUCACCAAGUCGUCCGCGCCACCACACCCCUCUUCACCACCCUCCUCUUCCGCAUCCUCUACAACCGCACCUUCAGCACAAACACCUACCUAUCCCUCCUCCCCAUUGUCCUGGGCGUCACCCUCGCCGUAUACGGCGACGACUUCCGCUACACCGACCUCGGCUUCAUCCUCACCUUCCUAGGCGUCAUCCUCGCCGCAUUCAAAACAAUCGUCACUAACCGCAUGAUGACCGGCUCCCUCGCCCUCUCCUUCUGGGAGAUCUUGUUGCGCAUGUCGCCCCUGGCAUUCAUCCAAUCCCUCAUCUACGCCUACUUCACCGGCGAGCUCGCCCGCUUCACGCUCUUCCUCCAGAACGACCUCUUCGCGCCGCAUCCGGCUGUCUCCGCUACCUCCGCCGCGGCACGAACGACGCCGUUAGGGUUCGUCUUCAUCCUCCUAGGGAACGGAUUCCUCGCGUUUGCGCUCAACGUCAGCAGCUUCAGCACGAAUAAAGUUGCCGGUGCGUUGACAAUGACUGUUUGCGCGAAUAUCAAGCAGUGUCUGACGAUCAUCCUGGGGAUAUUGUUGUUCAAUGUGCGGCUGAACAUGAUGAACCUGUGGGGGAUACUGAUCACGGUGCUCGGAGGAGUGGGGUACAGCAUAGUGGAAUUGGACAGCAAGAAGCGGAAGAGUGCUCAGUCGACGGGGAAAAGGUGA